Molecule: messenger RNA, 751 nt
Organism: Lucilia cuprina (Australian sheep blowfly)
Lineage: Eukaryota; Metazoa; Arthropoda; Insecta; Diptera; Calliphoridae
Product: bifunctional endo-1,4-beta-xylanase XylA-like
Exons: 1
Source: RefSeq, a predicted model, not a curated record
ACUACUUGGAGUCCCUGGCCCAAUACAACAUGGAACCCAUGGCCCAAUACUACUUGGAGCCCAUGGCCAAAUACAACCUGGAGUCCUUGGCCUAAUACAACAUGGAACCCCUGGCCCAAUAGUACUUGGAAUCCCUGGCCUAAUACAACCUGGAGUCCAUGGCCUAAUUCCACCUGGAAUCCUUGGCAAAAUAGUACUGCAAAUCCCCCAAUUGUAAAUACGACUUGGACUCCAUGGCCCAAUACAACAUGGAGCCCAUGGCCUAACACAACAUGGAGUCCCUGGCAGAACAGUACCGCUCAACCACCCACUGUGAAUAGCACAUGGAACCCCUGGCAUAACACUACCUUAAGUCCAAUACAAAAUCUCACAACUACCUCACCACCUCUACUUAACACUACCUGGAGUCCCGUUCAAAACACAACCGGAAAUAGCAAUAAUAUAACAACAACAAUAGCAAUUGCCACGGACUCUCCUAAUAAUAAGGCUAACCCGGAUACAUGGUGGGGCAAGAUAUGGCAAAAAAUUAUGUCAAUCUUUUAAAUAAUUAAAAUCAUUAGUUAAAACUUUAAUUAUAGUAGAUAAAUGAAAUCGAAGUAAAUAAUUAAAUACAUGAGCAUUAGAAAAAUCAAAAAAAAAAAAAGAAAUAGCAAAAAUAAUUUAAUUGUCUUAAAAAGACAGAUAACAAUUGAGAUUAUAAAAAUAAUAGAGUAAAGAUAACCAUAUAUGAAUAAAAUAGAUGUUGAACACA